Selaginella moellendorffii is the source of this 2638-nucleotide messenger RNA. Its product is annotated as tubulin--tyrosine ligase-like protein 12. Gene Ontology annotation, biological process: protein modification process. The coding region runs from base 1 to 2535 and encodes 844 amino acids. NCBI's taxonomy places the organism in Eukaryota, Viridiplantae, Streptophyta, Lycopodiopsida, Selaginellales, Selaginellaceae. The transcript is spliced from 16 exons. Gene Ontology annotation, molecular function: protein binding. The record is from RefSeq and is a predicted model, not a curated record.
AUGGAGUACCGAGAAUUCGUGGAGACGCACGGCAUUCUCCUGGCGGCGGCUGGAUUGCCGGCCGAUCUGUAUGGUAAGCUCCACCACAAGCUCGUCAACGAUGUCCUGGACGGUGGGAGUGUGUUUGAGAUCGAGGAGUGCGAGAAUGGGAGGCAGCGGCGGCUCCUUCUCGCCGGCGAUGGGAUCGGCAAGGAAUCGGAUGUGUUCCUUGUUGAUCAUGCCUGGUCAUUCCGGCUCCCCGAUGCUCGCAAGCAGCUUGAAACUAUUCCAGGACUAGCGGAGAGAAUGGCGAAGCUUAUGUGCGUCGCUGGCGAUCAGGACGAUCAAGAGAAUGAGAUUGAUCCAGAUGAAUCUCACGAAGACAAGGAAGAAGAGCUUGCAAAGAAAUUAGGUGGCGAUGAAGAGCCUUUGUGGCUAGAGCUCGAUGAACUGGGAAUCGACGAUGAGAAGCUGGAGUCUCUAGAUCUUGCGACUGCAUGUCCGAAUUUAAUCGCUCUCAGUCUUUGGGGGAACGGACUCGAAUGCGCGGACGUGCUACUUAAUGUGCUCUCUAGUUUACGCUCUUUGCGAGGGCUCUGGGUGAAUGAAAAUCCCGUAGCUUCAAGCGAAGUGAUUCUGAAAGAUUUACCGGACGCUUGUCCAAGCUUGGAGAUUUACAACUCCAAGCUUCUUGGAGAUUUUGGCUGGUGGUCGAUUGGGUUUUGCUGCGGAUUGAUUGAUUCAGAGAAUCCACUUGGAAGCGAAGGUUUGCUGGAAAAUGUGGAGAAUAUUGACCUUUCUAAUCGUGGUAUCAGAAAGCUUCCAACGAAGGGAUUUAAUCACGUAGUACUGCCAAAGCUUACGAGUCUUAAUUUGCGGGGUAAUUCCUUUGAGGACGUAUCAAGCGGUGACCUCUUGCAAGCUCUGAAGUCGUUUCCUUUGUUGAAAUCUUUAGAGAUUGAUAUUCCCGGUGCACUUGGUAAUAGUGCAUUGAAACUCAGUAAUGAUCUGCCUAAGCUGUUAGAGAUAAAUGGCGUGGCUGUAGUGAAAAUUCUGGAAGAAGAGAAGGAUUUUGUGGAUACUCGCCUCAAACAACGUUUUCCUCUCUGGAGUCCAGAGGAGCCACUUUCAGAACGUGUUCUUCGAGCGAUGUGGAGAUAUAUAAUGACAUACAGAUUAGCUGACGAAGUGAAGCUGGAUGAGAUGCCAGUGUGGUAUGUUAUGGAUGAACUUGGGUCUGCUGUGAGACAUAGUGAUGAGCCAAACUUGAAAUUUGCUCCAUUCAUGUUUCUUCCUGAUGGGUCAAUGAACUCAGCUGUGAGCUAUACUUUAAUGUGGCCUACCAAAAACAUUACAAAAGGUGAAGAAUGCACCAGAGACUAUCUUUUAGGAUUUGACGAGAAAAAACAGCGAUCUGCACGUCUAACUGCAUGGUUUCAUACUCCAGAAGCAUACUUUGAACAGGCAUACAAAGACCAUCACCAAAAAAUUCAUCCUUCAAAGAGGCCGACUGAUAUUAUUUCAACAUCACAGCAUUCAAAUGGAAACAAGAGGCAUUUCACUGUUUAUAGUGAUAUACCUCAGGUCAUGGACUUUCUGAAUCGUCCUGAAUUUACUCUAAUUGACGAUCCAAGCAAGGCCGAUAUCAUCUGGGCAAGCUGGCAAGUUGACGAAGAAGCUUGUAAAGCGUUUGGUCUGAACCAAGACCAGUUUACUAAUCAGUUUCCUUUCGAAGCCUGCAUUGUUAUGAAGCACAACCUUGCAGAAACCAUGCGAUUGGCGUAUGGAAACCCGGAAUGGCUUCCCACUACUUACAACUUGGAAUCCCAUUUAGCUGCUCUCAUUGGGGACUAUAAUGCCAGAGAGAAGCGUGGCGACGAUAAUCUGUGGAUUCUCAAACCAUGGAAUAUGGCUCGUACAAUUGACACGACGGUGACAAGGUCCCUGCCAGCGAUAAUACGACACAUGGAAACCGGGCCGAAGAUUUGUCAAAAGUACAUCGAAACUCCUGCUCUUUUUCGUGGCAAGAAGUUUGAUCUACGCUACGUUGUCUUGUUGCGUUGUUUGCAACCCCUGGAGCUGUUCUUGUGCGAUGUCUUCUGGAUUCGACUGGCUUUGAAUGACUACACUUUGGACGAGAGCAGUUUGUCCGAGUACGAAACUCAUUUUACUGUCAUGAAUUAUAGAAACAAGCUGAAUCACGUCAACACCCACGAUUUUGUUCCGGAGUUUGAAAAGGAGCACAACGUGAACUGGCGUGACAUACACGAGCGUGUCAGGAAGAUGUUGCGAGCUGUUUUCGAAGCAGCAUCGACUAUCCACCAGGAAAUGUACAGCCCCAAGUCCAGAGCAAUUUAUGGUGUGGAUAUUAUGCUGGAUUCUAACUUUCAUCCCAAACUGCUGGAGGUCACUUACUGUCCAGAUUGCACAAGAGCGUGCAAAUACGACGUGAAGAAAGUUGUGGGCGAUAACACCGUGAUGAAGGGUGUUGAUUUCUUUAACAACGUUUUUGGUUGCCUCUUCCUCAACGAAGCUCAAGACAUGACUCCACUUUAAAAGGCGGCAUGAGCAGGAAUGAAGUGUCGAGCUGUUCUAUCGACUUGUUUCCAGCGAUGGGUGAUCUCGAUUUACAGACAAAGCUCAAGGUUCAAUGAGAAAA